This is a messenger RNA of Pipistrellus nathusii (Nathusius's pipistrelle), 1668 nucleotides long. NCBI's taxonomy places the organism in Eukaryota, Metazoa, Chordata, Mammalia, Chiroptera, Vespertilionidae. The record is from the annotation of a GenBank genome assembly.
AUGGCAUCGGUAGACCAGUCACCGAAAGCCCAUCAAAAUCCGAUCCACAGAAAAACUGGAAGAAUCUUUUUCUACGACGGUUCUAAUCAGAACUUAGCUGCGAUCCCCCCGGGGAUCUUCGCCUUGAAAGAAUUAGAAGAAGUGCAUUUGGAGCAUAACCGCAUCGAAGAAAUCCCCCAGGACAUCCAGCACUUAAAGAACCUCAAAAUCCUCUACCUGAACAACAACAAGCUCAGCAAGCUGUGCCCCCAGCUGGGAAGUCUGAGCAAGCUGGAGGGCCUGGACCUGAGCGACAACCCCAUUCUCCCCUCCUGGAUCCCGGUGCUCAGCACCAUCCGCUCCCUGCGCCAGCUCCGCCUCUACCGCACCCACGUGGGCGAGAUCCCCAAGGAGAUCUGCAAACACCUGCACCACCUCGAGCUGCUCGGGCUGUCCGGCAACCACCUGAAAUCCCUGCCCAUGGAAAUUGUGAACCAGACCAAGCUGAGGGAGCUCUACCUGAAGCAGAACCAGUUUGAGGUUUUCCCGCCGGAGCUCUGCGUCCUCUGCAACCUGGUGAUCAUCGACCUGGACGACAACAGGCUCAUGGCCCUUCCAGAGGAGAUCGGGAACCUGACGCAGCUGCAGAAGCUCUACGUGGCCCACAACAGCCUGCACUUGCUCCCAGAGUCCCUGUGCCAGUGCGACAAGCUGAUGGUGCUGGACAUAUCCUACAACCGCCUGCACUCCAUCCCGCACACCCUGGAGAGCCUCGUGGAGAUGACGGAGGUGGGGCUGAGCGGGAACCCGCUGGAGAAGGUGCCGCGCCAGGUCUGCAAGUGGACCUCGCUGCACCUGCUCUACCUGUGCAACACCGGCCUGCGCGCGCUGCGCCGCUCCUUCCGCCGCCUGGUCAACCUGCGCUUCCUGGACCUCAGCCAGAACCACAUGGAAGGCUUCCCCUUGCAGAUCUGCUCGCUGAGGAACCUGGAGAUCCUGGCGCUGGAUGACAACAAGAUAGGGAAGUUACCUUCAGACUUCAGUGCACUUUCAAAACUGAAAAUUCUUGGACUAAGUGGGAAUCAGUUCACUUCAUUUCCAGAAGAAAUCUUUUCUGUAGAGUCUUUAGAGAAGUUAUACAUUGGGCAAGACCAGGGAGCCAAGCUCACCUAUAUGCCAGAGGACAUCGGGAAACUACAGAUUCUUAAAGAGCUGCAUAUAGAAAACAACCAUCUGGAGUACUUGCCAGUGGCCUUGGGAUCAAUGCCUAACCUGGAAAUUCUUGAUUGCCGCCACAAUCUGCUUAAGCAGCUUCCAUCUGCCAUCUGCCAAGCACAAGCUUUGAGAGAAUUACUGCUUGAGAAAAACUUGCUCACCCAACUUCCAGCUGAUUUUGACAGUCUAGUGAAUCUCAAUGUUCUGACGCUUAUGGACAAUCCUAUGGAAGAGCCCCCCAAAGAAGUGUGCACUGAAGGCAAAGAGGCUAUAUUCAAAUACCUUCAGGAGAAAAGGAAGAGGAAACUGGUAGCAACAAAGAUUCAGUCCUGGUGGCGUGGAAUCAUGGUACGGAGAGGAAUUGGGAAAUUUUCUGAACUAUUAAAAAUGAAAAAGAAAGGAAAGAAUUCUCUAAAAUCUAAGUCAGGAAAGAAGGGUGCAAAAGGAAAAGCUGUAAAGGAAAAGAAGAAAUAA